ACGCGCCCCCCCACCCCUUCCACCGUCACCUUUCACCAAAACAACGAGAUGUGGCUUCUCACAUGACAGCUUCUGUGGUCUUUUUCAAUCACAGUUGAAGCGUCGUUAUGUUUUUCGAAUCUCUUUUUUCCAUUUACUCUCAUCACACUCGCUGGCUAUGCGCUUAUAUAACAUCCUAGGCGAGUGACCUGUCAGAAACUUAUUUGGAAAACAAAAAAAAAAAAAACAGCAACAACAGAAAAAUGUAGCUUGUCAGGCAUUCGAUGUCACUGCAAAUUAUUCGUCAAUAAUGUCUUGUGUUAGAUUAUUUGCUCGUAUGAUUUCGCAGCGUAUAGUCCUCCUGUAAUACGCGUCUUUUGAAAGGCAUUGUAACCUUCUGUUUCGUUGCCACUUGAAAGUUUAAAGCUCUUUGUUCUGUUUGAGGUUGCUGUUGCCUUUUAAUAAACUCUAAAAAGGUGCAUCAAUUAAUUGAUUCAACAGCGACUCAAUUAUCCAAAUAAUGAACUACUUGUCCAACUCCUGUGAUUUAACCUGCCUCUGGACAGGAAAUAUUUCCCCACUUCUGUAGUCCUCCGUGAAAGCAGCCCGUCGCUCUUUGGAAAAAGGAUUGUUGACAUUUUUGCCUAUUUACUGACAUGUUAUGGACCAAAAACAGGAACAUAAUUACAGUCGGUUUGAAAAUAUGUCCUGUUUUCUAAUGAAGGAAUGGAAGUUUAAAUACAUUUUGUAAAACUACUAAUGUCGCUAAAGUAAUUGUCGGAAGAAUCGAUUAUUUAAGUACUCAUUAGUUGAGGGGGCGAGUUAUCGGCAUGAGACAAAUUUGGCGGCUUGAUGGAUGAAGUGCUGCCUCCACCGGGGAAAAGACAAUCGCCCCUUGAAAGGAGGGCUGUGGAUGAAUGAUCCAGUGGUGGUUUCAUGGUAAAAAACUGUUGAGGCGAACACCAAGUCUCCCAGAAACCACCACAAAAUGUUGCUAAAGAGUCGCGUUUUGGAAAAAGUCGUUUGAGGGCUCGGAAAAGUGUUUAAAAACGAGUAGGGAUGGACCGAAUAAUCCUUUUAACUCUGUCAAAAAUCCGGAAGUGGCCUUUUGUGGUUCCCUGAGCAUCGGAAACCGGUUGCACCGGUUUGGAAGCGCCUAUUACUCGAGCGGCGGUCACGUGGCCUCUCGUGUCAACAUCAGCAGCGGCUGCUGUUUCAUGUCCUGUCAGUCAUGAGCAUUGGUGAUGGAGCCCAAAGGGGAAUUUUCUCGAGUGCACCUGUACAGCUCACGUAAAAUGGCGACCGCCAAUCAAUCCCUUUGUAGCGACGAUCGGUGAACGGCUGCGCUCGGAAUCGUUGAAAUGACAAGACGACAUGUUUCCAAAGGGCACCAAGCGCAAGUUUUUAGACUCUGCGGAGGACGCGGCGACAGCGACGGUAGCCGGCGAGCAGGGCCCGGCGAGCACCCGGACGCCGUCGCCCUCGUACAGCCUCCAGCGCCAGUCCCUCCUGGACAUGUCGCUCAUCAAACUCCAGCUGUGCCACAUGCUGGUGGAGCCCAACCUGUGCCGCUCGGUGCUCAUCGCCAACACGGUGCGACAAAUCCAGGAGGAAAUGACGCAGGACGGCACCUGGCAGAUCAUGACGCAGGCCCUGGCCGCCGCCCAGUGCCCGACCGACCGAUUGGUGGCCACCGAGGUGCUGUGCCGGCAGUCGGACCCGGCGGCGGCGGCGGCGGCCGGCCAGAGCCCCAAGCCGUACCCUCUGGUGGGGGGCCUGGACAGGGGAUACCACUCGGAGGAGGUGGUGAUGGAAGCGGGCGACGCCCACAAGGAGGCCCUGCCCACGCAGUCCUACCUGGCGGGCCCCUUCGGGAUGGGCCCCUGCUGGGAGGAGGAGCAGCAGCAGCAGGAGGAGGAGGAGGAGGAGGACGGCGGCGACGAGGACGGCGAGGAGUCGGAGGGCGAGGACGUGGACGAGCGCCCCGAGGUGGAUUCCAGGCCGGGGGAGCAGGUUUUCGGCACCUUUGAGAUCAAGCAGCAGCCGCCGCCGCCGCCUCCGCCGGACCCGGCGCUGGAGGAGCUCUUCUCGGACGUGGACCCGUCCUACUACGAGCUGGACACGGUGCUGACGGGCAUGCAGAGCGCCCCCAAGAUGGGACCUUACGACCUGCUGGAGAGCCUCUCCUCCCACGGGCCGCAGCCGCUCAGCCCCGGCGCCAGCUGCCGGUCGGACCUCAACGAACUGGACCACAUCAUGGAGAUUAUCGUGGGCUCCUGAAGCUCGGCGCCGCCGCCGCGUACUUCUUGAAUGUGCUUUUGUUACGCAGACAGAUUGUGGGAGGGGCAAAGUGGGAAAUGAUCUGCGAGCCAAAAAAACAUUUUUCGGAUCGGCAGCUCCCGUUGGGACUUUGUUGUUUGUUUGUUUGUUUUUUUGUUCUUUUCAUUCGUACAGUAUAUUCCAAACACGGAGGUCUCGUUUCACAAGUAGGCUUUGAAAGGGGUGGAACAUUUCCAGCAAAUUUCCGCACACUUUAGCUGAAUGAAGUUAAACGGGGGCAACAUUUUCCAGACUGGAAACUUUCCGUGGAAAUUGAGGGGAAUUUCACGCAAAGUUCAAACGGAAGCACCGAUCCCAUCAGCGGACCUCCAUGCAAAUUCGAUGGCUCCUCUUGCCCACCUGUGAGGGCAUCGCAGGGCCUGAAUUGCCGAGCUGUGGCGUCGCAGAAGUUGAAUUUUCCACAUGGAAGAAAUAUUCCAAUGACAGCUCGUAACUCUUAAAAACUCGUAAAAUUUGGGAGCCAAGGUACCGCUGUACUUUUAUGAAAUCAGAUCAAGUCUGGAUUAGAAUGGACCCGCGCUCACGUAGCCGAUUUUUGGAUGUAUGACGGACAAAACCGGUCACUGAAUCAUCAUCUAUUGAUGGAGUGGGGGGAGGGGGUGUUCCGUUGAAUCCGUUUCAACUGUUGUUAAACAAUACCCAAUUCACACCAAAAAUGGUUUCAUCCACAGCAAGCCGAGAGGAAACCCGAUGGCAUCGCCCAUUGCGGAAUGAAUUUCAGCGCUCGGAUAACCCAUCCUAAAAAAAAAUCUUGUCAAUUCCUCCUGAAUUUCCAUGGAAGCUUUUCAAAGUCUUUCCCAUUCCCGGAAAUCGUGCAAGUCCAUUUGCAACAGUCUGUUUUCUUCCAUUGUGUGUUUUUUUUUUUUGUUUGUUUUUUUUCCCCGUGUUUACGUCCGGUGCGCAAGCUCGUGCUCGUCGUCCUAUUUAUUGGAGUUCUUCACACUACAGCGGCGAUCCAGAACAAACAUCCAAAUCGAUGACGUCAUGCAUAUUUUCUUAAAGAAUUUUCUUAAAGAUUUGCGCAAUUGUGAAUGGAAUAUGUAUAUGUACUUAUGUAUAUAGAAAUAUAUUUUUUUGCAUUAUUACAGUCGGGAGGGGGGGGGGAAUUUUUGCAAGUAUCAUUU
Messenger RNA from Hippocampus comes (tiger tail seahorse), 3443 nucleotides. It is a transcript of the gene cdca4, whose product is annotated as cell division cycle associated 4. The transcript is spliced from 4 exons. Gene Ontology annotation, cellular component: nucleus. Gene Ontology annotation, molecular function: transcription regulator activity. NCBI's taxonomy places the organism in Eukaryota, Metazoa, Chordata, Actinopteri, Syngnathiformes, Syngnathidae. Bases 1354 to 2259 code for a protein of 301 amino acids. The record is from RefSeq and is a predicted model, not a curated record.